Messenger RNA from Dermacentor andersoni, 3119 nucleotides. NCBI's taxonomy places the organism in Eukaryota, Metazoa, Arthropoda, Arachnida, Ixodida, Ixodidae. The record is from RefSeq and is a predicted model, not a curated record.
UAUACUUUACCACAAGAAUAGAGAACCCUUGCAUGGUGCUCUUUGGCAAUACCUGGCCCUCGUGCCAAUAAAAACCACACAUUCAUUCAGGAAUAGAGAACCAUGAAACAUGUAUGCUAUGCCAGAUACACAUUUGACAAAUUUGGCGUGGUGUUUCGCCACACAACACAAUUCUUUGUUUCUAUUAACCCUUUCGCUGUCGGACCUUUCUGGCCGUGACGCACCCCCAGUGUCGGCUUGGUUUCAGGGAACGAGCAUAACAGGGAAUGAACAUAGCAAUUUAUUUUGGACUACGAUUGGUAUACUAAUAACAUCGUCAAUGCAAUAUGCACAUUUCAAUGUUCUGCAGCUGUUAUUAGUAAUCAUCAUCAUCAUCAUCAGCCUGACUACAGUCCAGCCCACUUAUAACAGAUGCAGAUAUAACGAACGCUCGCUUAGUACGAACGAGGGCGGUGCUACCGUCAAAAUAUAUAUUGGGGCAAUGGCACAGUGUCUCACAUAGAACGAACUGUUGUGGCCUCAACACUCGGUUAGAGCGAACGCGAAGCUGUCAGGCCCCUGUAGUUGACUGAGUCGGCGGUGUUUGGUGCGGUUUCGCUGGACUGCGAACCCGCGGCAGGCGAAUUUCGCGCACUUUGUGUUCCCCUGACAUGACGCGAACACAGAGCGCACAAAGCGUCCCCCGGCGCUCCUUUGCGGGUAAAAUAAAGUCUCGCAACGUUCCGAUCAGUGGACCGCUGAUGCUCUCCAAGGCUAAAGACUUCGCCUUCCUUUUGGACUUUCCCGAUUUCAGCCCAGGCAAUGGAUGGCUCCACCGGUUUAAGGCUCGCCACGGAAUUGUUUUCAAGGCGGUCGUCGGCGAGGCCGCGUCUGUGAACAACGAGGACGUCGAUGCGUAGCUUUCCGACAACCUCCCAACAAUCACGAGCUAUGCUCCACGGGACGUUUACAAUGCCGACGAGACUGCGUUGUUUUAUCAGAUGUUGCCAUCUAAAAUGCAUGCCUUGAAAGGCGACAAGUGCGCAGGAGGGAAGAACAGCAAGUUGCGCAUAACCGUUCUUCUGGGUGUCAAUAUGGACGGCAGUGACCGGCGGCUGCCUUUUGUCAUUGGCAAGUCACGUAAGCCGCGAUGCUUUGGAAGCUACGUGCCCGUACGCUACAGGAACAAUACAAAAGCCUGGAUGAGUCGUGACUUAUUUGCCGAGUGGCUUGUCGAGUUCGACCGCGACAUGGCACGAAAAAACAGGACUGCUCGUGCUGGAUAACUGUGCGGCGCACCAUGUGCAGCCUUCCUUGAGUGCGGUGACAGUGCUCUUCUUGCUUCCCAAUGCAACCUGCAAAAUUCAGCCGUUGGAUAUGGGCAUCAUUCAUGCGUUCAAGGUGUGCUACCAGCGGCGCGUCAUCCAACGCUUGUUGAUCGCGAUUGAUGCUGCCAUGCCAGUUCGCAUCAGCUUGCUUGCCGCCGUGGACAUGUUGAAAGCGGCGUGGAUGGAACUCACCGCGGAGUGCAUAGAAAAUUGCUUCCGCAAGGCGGGUUUUAUGGGCCCAGGCACCGAGGACGCCAUAGAUCACCCACCGGAAGGCCGGUCGCACGAGGACUUGUGGCAACGCGUCAUUGACACGCAGCUGGCCGGACCUGCCGUUGCCUGGGACGAUUUCGUUUCUGCUGAUGACGACGCCGACAUUGCGGAGCCAUGCACUGACGAAGCUAUUGUGCGUGAAGUGCGAGCCCUUCCUGACUGCCCAGAGACCGACGAGGACGAUGACGAGGAUGCUGCUCUACCGCCGGUUGCUGUGAACGCUUCAACCGCGAUCGGUUACAUCGCGUCGCUUAAGGAACUCGUGUGCAGCAGAGGCCUUGGCGAUGAACAUAUUACCGCGCUGGAAAAUUUAGAAACGGCAGUGAUGCGAUCAGCUUUGAAGAAGCAGACAUGCAUCACGGACUUUUUUCAAAAAUAAAGUGAGCUUUCGUCUCGCUUACUCUUUUUUCCCGUAUUAUAGGUGGUCCACUUAGUACAAACUUUGGAUACAACGAACAAAUGCCACGUGACGAUCAAGUUCGUUAUAUGUGGGCUGGACUGUAUAACAUCCGUUCAACAUCCGAAUCUGACGAUGCGGAACUCAUCUCUUCGUCGCGUUAGACGCUGUCCGAGUCCAAAUCCGAGCUCGGCUCGUAUUCUGAAUCGUAAGAGCCACUGCUCCAAUGAACAGACGAAGGUCUCGCGCCGCUCAGCUAUCCGAAAGUAACCACACGCAGGGAGGAUGCGCUUUGAGUUGCCCGCGCAACGGAGAUAAAUGGGACGUUGUGUGAUCAAGAAGAGGGAGAUGGAAAAAGGCUAAAACAAAGUUCAAAGGGCUUUACGUUUACUGCUGCAAGUCGGAAGCGAGGGUGUGGCGAGAGAGCGAAAGCAGCAAUCGAGUCACUCUUUUCGGAGAGGCAACGGCGACGCGUGCACCUGAACUUGACGCGCCGUAGCAGACGCACCAACAGAAGAAAAAUAAAAACCUUCAAACCGGCGGAGAUGGCAGAACAACCCUUGAACCCAUAACCACACGCGCGCGACGCACGAUCCAGCGAACGCGGAGCCACCGCGCCACUCAGCAAAAAGAGAGGGGGGCGUGGCAGUCGCACCGUACUCAAUACAUGUACUAACACAGGUCGGGGUGAAAAUACGAACUUGUAGGAAGAGUCAACAGAUGGCGUGGCCAAGUACGGGAGCGCCAGCUUUGUGCCCAGGCGCGAAAUUUUGAACGCGUGAUAGAGAACGUACCGGUACGUCAGUGACACUGUGGGGGGGAAGCGCGAUGACGUACCGGUACGUCCGUGACAGCGAAAGGGUUAAUGUGUGAGGAUUCAUGAGAAAACUUGUUUUGAAAGUCAUAAAAGUGUUUUUAAAGAAAAGAGUAUGGGUGUUCACUUUUUAACUAAGCUGCCAAAGAAUAAUCAAAUGCAUGCUGCCAUUAAAUGUGAAAACCCUUUCUAUUUGCAGACGAUGAGCAAAAUGAGAACAAGGUGAAAGCGGGAGCCAACAUUGCGACAAGUGGACUUGUUUUUCAAGGCGUUUUGCUCAUCGUCUUGAAUUUUCAUCUCCCGCCUUCGCCAUGUUUUUCCUUUCUAU